Varanus komodoensis (Komodo dragon) is the source of this 10587-nucleotide messenger RNA. RefSeq names its product Nik related kinase (gene NRK). Lineage: Eukaryota; Metazoa; Chordata; Lepidosauria; Squamata; Varanidae. Gene Ontology annotation, biological process: protein phosphorylation. Bases 338 to 4009 code for a protein of 1223 amino acids. Gene Ontology annotation, molecular function: ATP binding; protein kinase activity. The transcript has 31 exons. The record is from RefSeq and is a predicted model, not a curated record.
UGCGGGCGGCCAAGCCUCGCCCCCCUCCCGCUUCGCCUCCUCGCUUGCUCCUCGCUCUCUUGCUCUCUUGCUUCUUCUUUCUUUCCGGCUUUGCAUGUCAGGCUUCCUGUGCUGGUCGCCGCACUCCAGCUCGCCCUCGCCAUGGACAGGCUCCCCGACAAGGGCUGAGGCGGAGGGACCGUUGCGCCGGGGAGGGACCCGCCAGGCGCUCUGCUCCGGGGCCCGCCUCGCUCUCGGGCGGCCGUCCCUCCGGCGAAGCGGCGCGGGCGCGCUCCUGUGCCCCGCCUCGGGCGGCCGCGGCGCUCGCCUGGCCCCGGGGCGCUCGCCCAGCUGAGCCAUGGCCAGCGACUGCGCCGCCAGGAGCCUGGACAGCAUCGACCUGGCCGCCCUUCGGGAUCCAGCUGGAAUAUUUGAACUAGUACAAGUUGUUGGAAAUGGAACAUAUGGGCAAGUCUACAAGGGUCGCCAUGUGAAGACUGGGCAGCUAGCUGCAAUCAAGGUGUUGAACGUGACUGAGGAUGAGGAAGAGGAGAUCAAGCUGGAAAUCAACAUGCUAAAGAAAUAUUCCCAUCAUCGAAAUAUUGCAACGUAUUAUGGUGCGUUUGUAAAGAAAAGUCCUGCAGGUCAGGACGACCAGCUGUGGUUAGUAAUGGAAUAUUGUGGAGCUGGGUCUGUAACAGAUUUGGUGAAGAAAACAAAAGGAAACUGUUUCAAGGAAGACUGGAUCGCAUAUAUAUGCAGAGAAGUUCUCAGGGGUUUAUCACAUUUACAUGCUCAUCAUGUUAUCCACCGAGAUAUCAAAGGACAAAAUGUGCUCCUAACAGAAAAUGCUGAAGUCAAACUAGUGGAUUUUGGAGUGAGUGCUCAGCUGGACAGGACCAUUGGCAGGAGAAAUACGUUCAUUGGAACGCCCUACUGGAUGGCACCCGAAGUCAUUGCUUGCGAUGAGAACCCAGAAUCAACAUACGACUACAGAAGUGAUUUGUGGUCGCUGGGAAUCACAGCAAUAGAGAUGGCCGAGGGAGCUCCCCCCUUAUGUGACAUGCAUCCCAUGAGGGCUCUGUUUCUCAUCCCACGGAACCCUCCCCCAAAACUGAAAUCUAGAAAAUGGUCAAAGAAGUUCCUUAAUUUUGUUGACAGCUGCUUGGUGAAGAACUACAUGCAUCGCCCACCCACGGAAACCCUGCUCAAGCAUUCCUUCAUCAGAGACAUGCAGAAUGAACGGCAAGUGCGCAUCUUGCUGAAGGACCAUCUAGACAGAACCAGGAAGAAGAAGGGAGAGAAGGAUGAAACAGAAUAUGAAUACAGUGGAAGUGAGGAAGAAGGUGAUGAGCUAAAUGAAGAUGAAGGAGAACCAAGCUCCAUUGUUAAUCUCCCUGGUGAAUCCACCCUCCGUCAUGAAUUCCUGAGGCUUCAGCAGGACAGCAAAAGUCGUUCUGAUUCUCAGCGCCAGCAGCAUCCGCAGCUGAAAGACCAGGAAAAGUACAAAAAGCAUCUUUCGGAAGAGAGGCAGAAACGGAUUGCAGAACAAAAACUGCAGAGGAAGAAGUUGGAGGAUCACCAGAAGAGAGAGGAGCUUCAGAAGCAUCUGGAUUUUGAAAGAUGUCCAGAGAUGAAGGCAGCUCAAAACAAAGCCGAGAGGGAUAAAGAUGGCAGAAAAAAUAACGAAGAAGGGCGGUGCAAGGUAGAUGGAAUUCAGAAAUUGGAAAACCAGCAGAAAAAGGUUGAAGAAACACAUCAAAUGAAGAAGCUUCAUCGGACCCUCCCCAAGGACCAGACGCAGCUGCUUUCUCUCCAACAUGAUCACAAGCAGAAGAGUCAAGAGCCUCUCAAGAUUGGCAGCCCCCUGGCCUGUCGUCCAUCAAACUGUACAAGGAAAGAGAUGGAGAGCAAGCACAAGAAGAGUGACAACGUCCAAACUGAUCUCAGCUGGGCAGCUGUUCUCGGGCAUGACGUCGCCUCUCAUGGCCGACUGGGUUCUGGCAGUAGCUCCAGUCCAUGCACGCCGGCUUUGCAAAGAGCAGUGAUGGCUCAGAAUGACAACCUACGGACCAGUCGAGAUUUGUAUCAUAGCAGUUCCUUGUCCGAUGUGGCUGUAACCCCACUAAGCUCUGGCCAGGACGAGGUCUUCUGGAACAUAUGUCAGCCUGAAGAGCAACCUCCCAAGGUUCCACAAAGGACAACCUCAAAAUUUUAUGCCAGGGAUCAUCAUGGCCAUCAGAGUUACCCGUCAAGCUCACAACAGACCCCCCUGGGGGGACACGUGGUGAAAACCAACAGCAGCUGCAACAGGCAAAAGGAGCUGGCCUCUCAUCCAAAGAGCCGAUUGACUUCAGGCUCAUCUGGCCACCAGCAGUCCUCAAAGAAAUCCGAAAAUAAGUCUCAUCCAUGCCGAAUUUCAAGUCCACCGUUCUUGCUCAAGGGGAAAGAUGGCAGCAGUCUGCUCCGAAAAUCAGCAGAGUAUUCAUCCUCCAGUGACGAAGUGUGCAGCAGUGAGGAUGAAAAUGAGGACAGCAAAUACAGGAAUCACAUAAGGCAACCACUCAGCAAUGGACUGACGGGUUUCUCGAGAGAAAAAGUUCCAGGUGGAAUCGAACUCAAACCUCACAGUGCCGCAGUGGAUCACAAGGAUUACAUUGCAGGAAAACUCAGCUGUGGCCCUCCUGAAGGCCUCUGGAGCAUGAGCAACCAAAACUACCUUCUCCCAGACCUCUUGCAGCAAAGCCACAUUUCAGACUGUCCAACCCACCAGCUAAAGACUCCAGGGAACAGUCAAGAACCUCAGAGCAAGCCUGUUCCCAGCAAGACACCAAGCACUGACAGUACCCCCUCAAAGGGCAGCUCCUCCUCGACGUCUUCAUUUACUUCAUUCAUUGAUCCCAGGCUUCUACAAAUUCCCCCUCCUUCCAGUCCGACUGGACCAAACUGUGGUUCCCCAUCCAAUGUGAAAGCAGAGCCCACCAGUAGACAAAAUGCCAGGAAAGGUUCUGUCGUCAACGUGAACCCCACCAACAUCCGACCACAGAGCGAUAGCCCAGAAAUCCGCAAAUACAAAAAGAAGUUCAAUUCCGAGAUCUUGUGUGCUGCAUUAUGGGGGGUGAAUUUGCUUGUGGGGACGGAGAAUGGACUGUGGCUUCUAGACAGAAGUGGACAAGGACGAGUGUACUCGCUCAUAACCCGGAGGCGCUUCCAGCAGAUGGACGUACUUGAAGGACUCAACGUACUAAUCACCAUCUCAGGUAAAAAGAAUAAGCUACGGGUCUACUACUUAUCCUGGCUACGAAACAAGAUCUUGAGGAAUGAUCCCGACGUGGAGAAGCGGCAGGGAUGGGUGUCAGUGGGAGAUCUUGAAGGCUGCAUUCACUAUAAAGUGGUGAAAUACGAGAGGAUCAAAUUCCUUGUGAUUGCUGUGAAAAAUUCAGUUGAGGUCUAUGCCUGGGCUCCUAAACCAUAUCACAAAUUUAUGGCUUUUAAGUCCUUCACCUCACUGCAUGAAAAACCACUGUUGGUUGACCUGACUGUUGAGAAUGGGCAGAGGUUAAAAGUCAUCUAUGGCUCUCUGGUUGGAUUUCACGUGAUUGAUGUGGAUUCUGGAUCCGUGUAUGAUUUGUACCUGCCAACACAUAUGCAGGGAAAUAUUCACCCACACGCCAUUAUCAUACUUCCCAAUACCAGUGGAACGGAGCUUCUACUUACCUAUGAAGAUGAAGGCGUCUACAUUGACAUUUAUGGACACUUCUCAAAGGAAAAUGUUUUACAGUGGGGAGAAAUGCCAGCAUCUGUAGCUUAUCUACAAUCCAAUCAAGUUAUGGGCUGGGGAGAGAAAGCUAUUGAACUGCGCGCCGUGGAGACAGGAGAGCUGAAAGGCGUGUUUAUGCACAAGAAAGCACAGAAGCUGAAAUUUCUUUGUGAACGGAAUGAUAAGGUAUUUUUUGCAUCUGUUCAGUCUGGAGGCAGCAGUCAAAUUUACUUCAUGACACUCGGACAGAACAUACUAUUCAAUUGGUAGAACACAUCAGAAUGAAAGAUCGGCUGCUUUUCCCCACUGGAUAUGAGCUAUGUCAAAUCCAAGCUGGUUACGGAUGUUUUCCCAUUUUCCUACAAGAGGAGCAAAACACGGUCAUCAUUAUUCCCUCCUUCAGUUGCAGAAGAGUUCCAUUUUCCCUUCUAGCCAUUGCAAUGAUAUUGCUGUUAAAAAUCAGUCAUUCAAUAACCGAGAGAAUGGUUUUCAGAAGUUACGGGCAGAUAUGCGAUUGACCAAAGUACAGAGAGGCAUGACUGCUGUCACAACUCUGCAAGCUCUCAAGGCAGAGUAUGCACAGAUACAGUUCCUGCACAAACAUUGUGAUGUUAUUUCGUUAAAUGUUCAUGUUUUCAUUCUGGACAACAGUUUAUGUACACGGAGGCAUAUUCAAUGUGUGUGUGUCUUGGCACAAGCUGGAAAUCCACUUGAGGCUAAAUUAGUGUUGUAUUGUUUCUUGAAAAAUCCUGCUUACUCAAGUGUAUUAAUCUUCAUCUCAGAACUAACAAGCAACAGUGUUCACGUUUUAGUUUUUUCCAAAUAGGGAAAAGGCUGGAGAAUGUCUUCCCGGACUCUUCCCUCAACCACCUAGGGGUGGAUGCGCCCAUUCCAUUUUUAUCAUGCUUUAAAACUUUGUAUGGGUAGGAACAGUAUUCAUCUAUUUAGGCUAUCCCUGUGAAAUGUAUAUUUUAAGGGUCUAGACAGAUAAGUUUCAGUUCCGACCUCAAAAACGUCCUCCAUGGUCAGAGCUGAGGCUCCAAACUCGCCUGUCAGCUGCGGUGGAGGGAACUACACCAGCUGCAGUUCCAACGUUGCAAGGACAACCUCAGAGGUGAGCUGGGAAGGGAUGGGAUGGGAUGGCGCAGGCCCAUGGCGUUUGCAGGAUGCCAGUGGCACUUCAGCCUCCUUUCCUCAGGGUGCAAGGCCACACACCUUGGAGUCCAAAAGUGGCCAUCGACGUGUUUUGCACAUCAGGAGAAACAAGGGGUGGCCUCUACCUCUGUGUUUCUCCUGUCAUGCUUCGGAUGCCCAUAAUCUUCCAAGUUGAGAUGGAGAGAGGCUGGGAUAUUUUACUAGCAUGGACGUAGGAGUGUUUUGUAGCUGGAUCCUACAAACUGUACUUGCUCAAAUGGUCUUUCGCAUGCAGCUGGGCUGACUUACGUAUACAAGCUGGGGAGUUCUGGUCUUCUUGGGAUUCUUUUUGGGGUGAUGGGGGAUGACUCUUACACUUCCUGAUGGCAACAAAAACAUCUAUUUAUGUCUAGAUUUGUAAAUAUCUUAUAUCGCAUUUCAGUAAUGUAUUUUUAAGAUAGCCAUAGGCACAACCCAAGGUUAUAGGGAAAGCCAUUCAUUGGGAAGUUCCCAUUGGAAUGGGGCAAUCACUCCAGUGGGACAGGAAAGGCUGUCAGUGUACCAAACAAAGCAGCCCUUGAUAGAAUUAAGUCCUGCUAGCCAUUUCAUAUGACUUUAUCUCUGAGUAAUCAAGAGACCAUCUAGUGACACACACUGGUGUUUUUUCCGCCAAGAAAUUAUAUUCUCAGGGGCUACUUUAGAGCUGAGCUUUCGGGUUUACAUGCACAAUCUUGACUUAGCUAACAUUUGUACAAUGCUUUUCGAAAAUGUAAAGCACUAUAAAAAUACUGCAUAGUAUGACUAUAUAGUAGCUGAGAACUUGAUGCAAAAAAGAAAUUUUUAUCCAAGAAAGAUAUGCAAUAAUCUAUACUUGGGGGGGCGGGAAUAAAGGGCGGGUGGGCAGAGAUAUAAAGUACAGUAUUUAAAAAUAUAUAGUAUUAACUUUUAACAUGAGCUGUAUAGAGCACAAGUCAAAAGGGCAUAGGGAGUUGGCUCAUUCUGCCAAAACAGAUGUUUCUCAGAUAACACCGUAGCUUAGUGACUGUUGUUACCCAUGCAAAAAUUCUGGGGUUUACUCUCCAGUUAAAGUGUCUUGGAGAGUAGGGCUGGAAAGGACUCUUCUUUGUCUGUUAUCAGAGAGCCACUGGUGUCCAGAGCGGACUGUAUAGUGAGAGAUGGACAAAAAUGGACUGCCGGGUGAAGCCCCCUUCAUAGGCCGCUGUGUGUUUUGGAAAAGAAAGGCUUCAGAUCUGGUGUGGUGCCCUUCCUGAGCAAGGGAGUGUAGCUGCACUUCCUCCACAUUCUUUUUUUCAUGCAGAAGUUGUUCCUAAGUAAAAUUGUGACUCCUGGUGGGGAUCCAAGAAAGUUUCUGUAAGAACUCCAGGAUAUCAUGGACACUUGGAGACAGUCUGCAGAUGCAGCUGCAUAUCAUCACUUGGCUGUAUUUUAUGUUCCUCCUAAUGGGCUUCCGGCGACUGCUGGUGGCGUAGAUGAGCUGGGGUCCCGCCUCAUAUGGUCUCCAAGCAUCCUUUGUAGAACAUAUUGCCGAUACCCAGAAAGUGAAUGUGUUGCGUGGGAUGGGUGGGGGUGAUAAAACUACAGAAGGUGGCAAAACUUUGGUGAAAAUACUUAGGGAUCACUCAGUGUUGCUGCAAAGCAUGAAUAGGUGCAAAACUAAGCUCUCUGCCCUUGGCCCAGAUGGAGGCUAGACAACAAUUUGGUAAGAUAGCAAAAUGCUAGUAUUCUGAAGAAACUGGGAGGUUUUUGUACUCCAUGCCCUCUUCAAGAUCCAAAAUAGCAAGAUCCUUCCCUAAGUAACAGUUGCCCCAAUUCCAUAUAGGAGCUAUUAGGCAAACACAUAGAAGGAAGUAGCUGUAGCCACCUUCUUAAUGUUACCAGAAACUUCUUAGCUCAAGGUCAUAAAAAUAAGUUCUUCUAUUUGGCAACUGAACUUUCAGACAGCUGCACGGUUGUGGAGAAUCCUUGUUCUGUCCUACACACAAGUCAAAAUUGCAUGGGCAUGGAAUCUGAAACCCAGCAGAAUUUCCCCAGAAGAUGACAACAUUUGAGGAACUUUGCCAGAGUAAUUGAGGGGAAACCCUGAGCAGUUCCUGUUUAUAGCAUUUUGCUUAGUGGGGGGUCAAUAAUGUACUACACGAAUCCUCAUUUGUCUCAAAAUGUUUGAACUUGGUGCUCAAUUUCCAGCUUCAGUAUUUUUGGGAAUUGCCCUAGGCUUGGGAACUUUGACAGAGAGAUGAUCAAACAUAAAAAGCUUAAUUACCCAGACAGAGAAAUAUAUUUUUAACUGAACUCUCUUGCCAUUGCAGUAGCUUGGUUGAAAAGCAAAAUGUUGUUCCGUAAAGAGCACAGGAAUCAACAGGGACUUCAUUUCAACCCUGAAAUCUUGGUGCCAUGAUGUGGGUUUCACAGCUUUUGCAAGUGAUCUUGGGAUUCUACCAUCAACACAUCAAAUGCAUCUUUCUAAAAAGUACUUCAGUAACUAAAUUAUCACUGAAGGGUUGAUCAUGUAUCAGCAAUAAUUUGAAUAUAUAAUGUUUCUUUUUUUAAAGUGUUAAAAUGGAAAAGGCAUUUUAAUUGAUUUAACAACAUCAUUUGUAAUUGCUAUAAGCAUUCCAUAGACAUCAAGUAUACAUAAUUAGAGAACUCACUCCUUCAGUUUCAGUGACAGGGUUGAGUUGUUAUAGAUCAAUCAAACCAACCAAACAGUUGCAUUGCUAUCUCUUUUGAUCAAAGGUUAUCUGUGAGCCAUCCUGCACUCUUCUAUCAUUUCUGAAAAAAGGCACUGUAGUACAAAACAAUAAGAUCUUUGCUAAAUUAGGCCAAAGAUCUAGCUUAGCUAUUCCUGAUCUGGUGCUCUCCAUGGCUGGCCGGAGAAUACCAGAAACUGAAGGACUUUGCACAGGCUUCAGACCCUUAGUGCCUUAUUUAUCACAAUGGAAUGAAAACCCAAAAAGUUAAAAAAGGGAAUGUAACCCAAUUUCAGGAAAGAGAGGGAGGUGACCUGCCAAUAUCUCAGAGGUCCAUCAAAUGCUAUUCUCCAUGGCUGGAUUCUGUAAACAUUGAGGCACUAGUCCCCUGGUGCCUUCUGAAUGCUUUGGACUUCAGCUCAGCCAACAUUGCCAAUGGCUGGGAGCUCUACAAGUUGUAGCCCAAAAUACCUGAAAGGCACCCACUAGCAAGCUUUCUCAUCUGCCAUCAUGUCCACAAAGGUGGGCAUCAACAGCCCUCCAAAUGCAGAGGGCAUUCCAUAAUCCCUUUUCCCUAGAAAUCUUCUACAAUAACCCCAUUUGUAUGAUGACCCAAUCAAGGCUUUGUGAAAUAUUCUGUCUGGAAGUAAUUUCAGUUCCUCACCCCUUUUAACAGCCAGUUCCCCUAAACAAUGAUGGGGAAGUAAAUAUUGCAUGAAAAAUGAGCCAUUUCCUUUGCAUUUCUUCACUGUUUUAAAAUGAUGAAAAACACGUUCUCAGAUGUCAACACUGAGAGUCUGUGUGGGCACAGACGCCCUCCAUGGCAAAGGUAUUUUGGUAUUCCUGAUACCUUCAGGGCAGAGGUGAAAAUGCAUUAGCAGUGAGUUAUGCGUGACCAAAGAGUGGCCAGAGAACCUUUUGGUCUCCAUCACUGCCCAUGCAUGACUUCCUGGUUGCAUUCUCACUUGGGAAAGUCAGGGAGUGUUGGAAUGCGAGUGGUAGGAAUACGUAGGGACAGGUAAGCAGGGCUCGCUUAGCACCGCUUCUCCUGCUUGUCCACCUGCUUCUGGGCCAACUGGGAGGCAGAGAUGCCAUUGCCUGCUUGUUCAUUGGCUCCCUGCCUGCCAAUCGAGCAAGGGGUGGGCAUGAUUUGAAAGAACGGUUGGUGGCAGUGGCAAGAAGGGAUGGUCACCAUUGGUGACCCAUGUUGCAUCAAGUUCCAGGUGCAACUCAUGAUAAACGACACCUUUGGUAUGUUUGCCAGGAAACAACAUGAGCCGAAAGUAACAUAUACGGACACUCAGAGCUGUUUUUCUCUGACAGCUGCUUUUGCAGGGCACCCUGAAUUAUGUCAAGACUCUUUACCUUCUUUACGUUGUACUUUGGUAUAUACCAAAUAGGGCAAUAAGACAGGAAUUCCGAUCCAUGUGGAAAUGGAAAAGAGGGGCAGCCAGUAAUCACUAUUCUGGAUGAACUUGGCACAGAAUAGAAGGAGGCUCUUGUCUGAGUGCACCUGCAGAGACCACAAACAGCUGUGCCAAAUUGAGGAAGGUUAUGGCUGCGAGGCCAAGCAUGCUUACCUGGAAGUAAAGCAGACUGGCCACUGUAAGAUCAGCUUUGAGAAAAUAUGCAUGGAAUUGCACUGUGAAUAUUAUUAUUCUGCCUGAAAUACACAUGGAAGCUUGAUAAUAAGUGAUCCAGUUCUAUCUAGUAUUCCUAAGCAUAGUAGAUCAAAUCCUCAAAUAAGUUUUGUUGUCAUAAACACUAACUGAAUUAGAUGGUAGAAAAUACAUGUUGGGGAAAAGUCGGUAGAGAGGAAAGGUUAAGAGAAACAGUCAAAAAGGAGAUGAAAGGUCACAGAAGAGAAGAUAGAAAAACAAGUUGUUGGUGUAGGUGAAAGAGAGGAAACAGAAUGGUGAGAUCAGAGAUAUCGCUGGGUUUGGAAAGCACUUCAAAUUUUUAUGGGAACUGUGAAUGCAGGUAACAGUUAGGAAUUUCAAGCAAUCAUUCAGAUUGCAACAGCGAUUACAUGGGAGAAUGUUCAGAGACUGAAAAGUUCUAACAAUCAUAGUUGAUCAUGCUUAAAUCAAUUGCUGGUGUUUAGGAAGUUAUCUCAGUUUAGUCUGCCCUAGUAUUUUGAUUUUUAAGAAGAGAAAUGGAUUUCUCUCUAGUAAUAUAGUGGCUGUGUCUGUCAGUCAGUAACAUAGUGCCAAGGCUAGAGCUCUAAACGGAUUGGCAUGCACUUUGGGUUUAGUUGGUUUUUAAAAUGCAUUCAGUGCUUGCAAUUCUUCCCAGAGAAUCCAUGUUUGAAGCCUGCAGGACCAUCUUUAGUCACUAGGGGGCAGAUUUCCCUCUCCAACACACCAUCUUGCAGUCCAUAGAAUGUGGGGUCAGAGGAGAUUAGUGGGUUAAGGGGGGGGGGGUUAUAAGCCUGCCUCCUUCCCCCUGCUGUGGGGGAGCCCCCGCAAGGGAACAGAGUCCACAGAUGCUUCCUCAGGGGGCUAUAAGAAUGCACCAUGGAAGGGCCCAUCCCUCGGAGUGCCAGCCGGGUUGGCUUUACUCAGGUGGAAAGGGCAGAAUGUGUCCAGCUCUGAUGGCAGCGCACACUUUCUUCAGAGCUUCUCUUGAUCAACCUCAGGGCCAUGCCAACACAUGCAAAGCAGAGUCCGUUCACUAGUUCUGAAGAAAACGGGCUGGGGAGAGAAUCAAAUCAUCAAUAGGAACCCUACGCCCUGAAGCCAUCAUUCCUGACAAUUGCCACCAGCUUUCUGUUCCAGGAGUGCUUCGUAUUUCCAGUUUACAAUGGAAAUGAAGGCAGUAAAUUAUGUCCUUACAAUUAUUUUGCAAGACGUGGUGCUUUAGCCCGAACUUGUGAAUUAUAAAGUGGGAACAACAGUUGCUGCGCACUGUGUUUCAUGAGAUGUUUAUUGUACUGUAAUGGUUCUUUAAUGUCCAAAUUGUAUAUUUGAAGCAGCAAAAAUAAAGCAUUAUUCUGGAAAAAAUGAA